AGAAGUCUUUGGGGUACAUUCAUGUAUUAUUUUUCGGCAACAUAACUUCGAAACAAAACAGGUGUACAAAUUUUAGCUUAACGUCCUUAUUUAUACAUGUAAUAAAACAGUGCAGUGAAUCGAGAUAUUAAAAUGUCCCACAAAUCUUGUGUAGAAUUAAGCGAAAUCCGAAAAUUGGAUAAGAUAGUGCAACAGUGUGAGCUGUACAUGUCCAAUAACAAUAUCAACGAUACCGCAAAAAAGCCGCCUUUGAAAGAGUUUAAAAGAAAUUGUGUAACAAAGUCCAAUAAAUUUGUUGAAAGAGAACUCUUUUCCCUCAUGUGCAACCUAAACAAAACUGAAAAGAAACAAGUUUUUGUUUCAGAUAUUUUGAUAAACGCCAGUAUGUUCGAUGAUAAAAAGGAGAGCUUAGCAAGAUUCCCGAAGAACGUGGCAGAGCACGGCACCCUCGUCUAUCAUAAAUUCCUGCGGGCCAGUGACAGUAGCGUUUCCAUUGAUCUUAAAAUAAAAUCGAAUGCUGAAGGGAAAUAUGAGCACAGCGAAAGGAACAUAGCCGACUGCUACUUUUCGCCUCUGCUGCUAAGAAUUAAUAAUAAAAAAGAAUGUUUGAAGAGAGUCAAAGCAAAUAGAAGUGAACCCCAUCUGGAACCAUCUGCAAUCACUACGAAGUCGACCCAAUCCAAAAGUCACAACCAUAAAAAAACGAUCAAAAAAUGUGUGAAGUGUGACAAAAAGAAACUGUAUUUUCGGUAUCAGAGUUCGGAAAGAGAAUGCGAAUCGUUUUGCUCGUAUAAAAAUAAUAAUGAUAUCUAUCGAAAUCACAAGGGCAGCAACAGCUCCUAUGAAUGCAUGCUUAAGAAUAUCAAGUACAACCCGAUUGAAAAAACAGUUGAGAACGGAUUGGUCGAUCAUUUCGACGAUGUUCUGGACAAAGAAGCUCUGCUCGGAUCCAAGAGUGAACCAAAGAUGCAAGAACCCAUUGAGACGAUUAUUUCUUUGCGAGGAAACAUAUUACACGACCAGAAGCUGCAAAACAACAAAUACCAUAAAUGGACUCUAUUGCACUACUCGCCAUUCAAAGCUGUAUGGGAUUGGAUAAUAUUAAUACUUGUUAUGUAUACUGCUAUAUUUACGCCUUAUGUUGCUGCAUUUCUGCUGGGUGAAAAAGAUUACCAGAGAAGAAAUAACAAAUAUGUAAACUCGGAUCCCAUUGUCAUAAUAGAUUUAAUCGUGGACGUUACAUUUAUCGUCGACAUUCUUAUUAACUUUCGAACUACCUUUGUAAACGGUCAGGAUGAAGUGGUAUCCCAUCCAGGGCGUAUAGCAGUUCACUAUUUGAGCGGAUGGUUUCUUAUUGAUUUGGUGGCAGCGGUUCCCUUUGACUUGCUAUUAGUUGGAGACGAUACCGAUGAGGUAAGCGAUGAGACAACUACCUUGAUCGGACUCCUAAAAACAGCUCGACUCUUAAGAUUGGUUCGUGUGGCGCGGAAAAUUGACCGUUACUCGGAAUACGGUGCCGCUGUACUUAUAUUGCUAAUGGCCACGUUUAUUUUGAUUGCUCAUUGGCUUGCCUGCAUUUGGUACGCAAUUGGAAAUGCAGAAAAAUCGAUGGCUACGAAAAACAUAGGCUGGUUGCAUUCCCUAUCCUUUGAUAUUCAAGAGCCUUAUUUUGAGAACAAAACUGGUGGACCUUCAAUAAAGUCACGAUAUAUUACAGCUUUGUAUUUCACAUUUACAUCACUCACUUCUGUUGGAUUUGGAAAUGUUGCACCCAACACGGAUGCCGAAAAAGCAUUUACAAUAUGUGUAAUGCUAGUUGGAUCUCUCAUGUAUGCAAGUAUAUUUGGAAACGUGUCGGCUAUAAUACAAAGACUUUACUCGGGAACAGCGAGGUAUCAUACUCAAAUGUUACGAGUUCGGGAAUUUAUACGCUUUCACCAGAUUCCAAAUCCUCUGAGACAGAGACUGGAGGAAUAUUUUCAACAUGCAUGGACAUACACCAAUGGAAUUGACAUGAACUCUCUGUUGAAAGGCUUUCCCGAGUGUCUCCAAGCAGAUAUUUGCUUGCAUUUGAAUAGAAAGCUAUUGACAACUUGUCCAGCCUUCUCAAACGCUAGCCCAGGCUGCUUAAGAGCUUUCUCUCUUAAAUUCAAAACAACUCAUGCGCCACCAGGAGACAUAUUAGUACACAGGGGAGAUGUUCUUACCUCUUUGUUUUUUAUAGCACGAGGCUCGAUUGAAAUUCAAAGAAACAGUAACAUGAUUGUCGUCUUAGGAAAAAAUGACAUAUUUGGCGAGAACCCAUGCAUUUACCCAACGCUUGGAAAAUCGAAUGGUGUCGUUAGAGCGCUAACCUAUUGCGACAUUCAUAAGAUACACAGAGAUGAUUUGCUCGACGUUCUGGAUCUGUAUCCCGAGUUUCUUGAAAGUUUUGUUAACAACCUGGUUCUAACAUACAAUAUGAGAGAUGACGAUAAUUGUGGUGUCGACAUUAAGCACCGCUACUUGAGAGCAAGGAAUUCAGAUAAUAUGAGGAGCUCAAGUGAUAUACCUUCCAUAAGAAUAGUUGGAUUACACUACAAAAAUCAUAAAGUAAAUACGUCUGUCCAUAAAGUGAAAACUGAAAACUCCCGAGAUCUUAAUAUUUUCAUCGAAAAUGAAAUUGCAAACUAUCAUUUGGAUCUAUUUGAAAAUAAUAAUUAAUUACAGAUACAUUCGAUUUAGCGGGCAUAAAUGCUUCAAGCACCUAGCAUCCAAAAGUUAAAUAAAAUGUAUUUUUAACCGGUACUUAAAGUGUAUGUAUAGGGUCAUAUUUGAUCGUGUCGGUCUCUCUGUAUCACACACCAGUGUGCACCCCUGAGGAGUGAGCGCUAAAUAAUAGCCGGAUGGGAAUUCAUUGGUGGAACGAGAUAGAGCGAAAGAUGUGACGGAAUGUGCGAUAUGGAAAGAGGAUAGGGGGAGUGUUUGGAAUAUACUUAUACUCUAUGCGUUACAUACAUCAUAAGAUUACAUAUAUGUACAUAUGUACUACAUAUGUAUACUGAAGGAGUAUCGGGUAUUCCAGUGCACAAGCACGUGUGCGGUUACUCACGUUACGACUAAUUUAAUGUGUAAAAAUGUGCUUUAUCCUAGAAAAAAUCAUUGAAAUAACUUCCAAGAUGUUCAGCAAGGAUGCACCAGUGAAAAGGCCGAUUACACCGCCAAUGGCAACUGGAAAUAAAAAAUGUAUUAUAAAAUGAGAAUACUACAUAGAUCCAAGAAUAAUUUAAAAAACCAAUCUACCAACUAAAUCCAGUUUUGUUUGAGUGACUGUUCUGAAAUAUUUGGCUGUUGGCGGUGAUGUUAUUUCGAUUUCGACCAUGUGUGAAUCUCCAUAUUCGUUAUAAUUUUUUUCUCGAGACCUAAGAUUGACCUAUAAAUAGCGCAAUCCGUUUUUAACUAAAUGUGUAUACUUACCCAACGUAGCUUAUCUGCUGUUCCAUGCAGGACGGCAAGCAUGCCAUAUUCGAACCCACAUGACUCUUUACUCUUGCUGCUAGAUUUUCUG
Molecule: messenger RNA, 3547 nt
Organism: Drosophila obscura
Lineage: Eukaryota; Metazoa; Arthropoda; Insecta; Diptera; Drosophilidae
Gene: sei
Product: potassium voltage-gated channel subfamily H member 2
Exons: 13
Coding region: 133-2703 (856 amino acids)
Biological process (GO): potassium ion transmembrane transport; membrane repolarization during action potential
Cellular component (GO): membrane
Molecular function (GO): inward rectifier potassium channel activity
Source: RefSeq, a predicted model, not a curated record